AGUCUUGAAAAACACUUGAUCAUCAUAGCCGGUGAACAGUUUGUUGGAAAGUUUAACAAAGUUAAACAAAAGUGAGAUCACUAUGGAUUAUGUCCCAGCCAGGAGAAAGAGCUGCUCUGAACAGAGCAGUGGAGCAACUGCUGCUGUGAACGGUAAGAAAUUAUUUUCUGAGUGUGUUGAAAAGUGAAGAUGUGAUCAGUUUAUGUCUGGUUUAAUGACUAUGUAAAAAGGAAUGAAAAUAUAACUGAUGUUAUUUGAUAAGCUUUCACUUUAUUCUAUUAUUUUACAGACCAUUUACUAAACUUUUGAGUUUCAAUGUAUGAUAUCUGCUUUGCUAAAUUUAUGGGAUGUAUUUUCAUAGACUGUAUAUACAUAUACUAUAUACAGUCUAUGGCAGUGGUUCUCAACUGGUGGGUCCCGACCCAAAAGUGGGUCGUGGACACGUUCUGGAUGGGUCGCGAACAGCUGGUCAAAAAAGUAAAUAUUUAAUGUGCAUCAGAUGUUUGACAUGUCUUUUAUUUUGAAAAAUAGCUUAUUUUGAAAGGCACACAUUAUGUUGUGGUCCUCCUCGGUUUCUUAUUAGUAUGGCCUGAAGGCAGUAAAAAUACAGAAUUUUUUUAGGUCUUUAUUUCGUGCAAUUUGAUAUUUAUUCACUUUUGUCCAUGCUGUUGCACGGUCUUUCUCAGGUUCUUCUGAAUAUGCUCUGAAUGCAGAGAUGCAAUUAAGUCAAAUUCUUCAUUUUGCUGGUCUCCAUUUUGUGCAAUUUUGAUAUUUUCUGUAUAUGCAACUUCACUAGUUGUCGCCCUCUGAAAUGUACUGUACUCAAUAAAAUGGGUGUAUUUAUGUUAAAGAUUUGAUUCUUUAAAGGUUUUUUUUUAUAAAAAAUAAAAUUGCUUGGUUUGAAUUUUAUAAAAGUGGGUCGCAACUUAAGGACUAUGGGAAAAUGUGGGUCCCAGAGUGAGACCAGUUGAGAACCACUGGUCUAUGGGAUAACCUCACUUUUGGCCUGCAAAAAAUGCAAAUGUUUCCAGACAACUAUGUUUGUUUCAUCUGUUUGAUUCCUUCAAUCAGGGAUGAAACUCUUCAGAGUGGUUGCUGUGAGCUUUGGACUCCUCUGUAUCCUACAAGUUGUGCUCAACAUUUCACUGCGAUUUGCUCACAGUAAGUCGCUUCACUCUUAAAAAAUGUUAAAAAAAAAAAAUGUCCACCCAGAUGCUAGGUUGAGUCUGUUGGGUCAUUUUUCUGGGUUAUUUUUGUGCAACCCAGCUGUUGAGUCACAUUCGCAAUCUCCUGCGUCAACCUAGCUGCUGGUCAGACACGGCCCUAUAUUCAAAAAACAACCCAGCUGCUGAGUUCGCUGGUUUUGACCAUUAAGGACAAGUGAAGCCGGUGGUUAUCUUCGUUAAGACUCCUACUUCUGUGGAUGACAAAUUGUUACCCUUGUUGAAUUUUGCUAGGUUGUCAGCAUAGUAAUUGUAUGCAGUACACUAAAGUUAUUUUAACCCUCCUCCUGUGUUAGAGUCUGCACCGACCCGUUUUUGAUUUUAAAUAUUUAAAAGAAUCGCUUAAAUUAGUUUUUGUGCAUCAAGACUUUUUGGCUUUGUCAGGAAAUUCUAUUUCAACAAAAUAAAAAUAAAAAAACUAAAUUGACCAAAUUAUAAAAUGCUCUUAUUGAAAUUAUGGCACUAAUAGAGGAUAAUAGAGAAUUGUUUUGAGUGUAAUUUACAGCUGAUUCAAGACACGUGACAAAACCGACCCUUGACACGGUGGGUGCCGUAGUAAAAGCUAACACAGGAGGAAGGUUAAGAGCAUAAAAUUUUUCCAAAUGUUAUUACAUAUUUCUAUGAUUUCUAUUGUCAAAUCUUCCAUUUUUUUAGUGUAUGUGUUUCAAAUGAGUGUUUCAAAAAAGUUGAUAUUGGGGUUAUUACAGGUUUUUUAAAGACUUUAAAAAAACCCAAGUGGAUAAGCGAGAGAAAAUGGAUGGAUAUCAAGUAAUUUUACUGUUUAUUUACCUCAUAAAAGGUCUUAAAUUGAUGAGGUAAAAUCAACUCAUAUAUGUGGUAGAAUAAAUCCAGCAUAGUGGUUCAUAUAACCCAUCUUGCUGGGUUAAAUUAACCCAGUGUUGGUUUCGUCCAGUAGUUACCCAGCCUUUUUUAGAGUGUUGAAAUGUCAACUCUGUUGUGUUGGUUCUUUGAAACUUUCUCCUUUAUCCAUUUCUAAAAUUAACCUGAUAACGUCCACUGUGAGCUACUGUCACUGUGGUCACAAGAAAUGACACUCACUUCCUUUAAAGGGCUGCUGAGUGUGUUUGUGUUAUUUAUUUUAAUCAGAGGGAAGAUAGCUUUGACGUUAGGUCUGUGUAAAUAUAACGAAGAGUAUGGUCUAGACCAGCUCUUUCGAGUGUUUGUUGCUAAUUGGUGCCAUUUGAAUCAACAGAUAUUGAUUGAUUGAUGUGAAUACCUUAUUGAAAGUUUUCAUCCAGUUCAGUAAGAUUCAGUGAGAGCUGCUGUUGAGUUUUGGUUGGUUCUAAUUUAGAAAAGAUCACAAGGCCUCACCUCACUUUUAGAAUUUCCCCCUGUGGGACUAAAACAGGUACAUCUUAUCUCUCUUCUUCAUAUCUGACUCAUAGCUGUGAGAUGAGGUGAGAAGAGGAUGUGACCUUCUAGCUGGUUGACGCUUCAUAUUUUGUCCUUAUCAAUAAUGAAAUUAAACCAAAAAGUUCUGCAUACACCAGUUCAUAGAGACGCACUUCUGUCACCACAUCAAAGUGUCCUGAUAGAAAAUAGUGGACCCAAUAUCAAUAAAAAAAGAUUUAAAGAAAGAAAUGGAAAAAUGUUGAUUUUGUUGUUGUUGUUGUGCUUGAAAAGUUAAUUUUUAGUUUCUGCUGUUUCAGACAUUUCUGAUGACGUGGGACCAGAUCCGGAGUCUAGCUAUCAAAACCUCACAGAGAGAGAGCAGAAUAACUUUAGUAAGUAUGAGGAUGAAGCUCCUCUUUGCCCUGAGAAAUGAAAAACAAUAGAAAUGAAAGAAAAUAGACAUUAUAAAGACCAAAGGCUGUGUCAGAAUAAUGUGUAUAAAUGUAUAUAGAAGUUAUCAUCUUACUCAAAUUCUUAUGUAAGAGUUGCUACAAGUAUGAACUGUUUUAACCUCUUGUUACACAUCAUAUAAGAGUGUUUUCUAACUCUUAUGUUUCUUAACUUCUCUGUGACCUUGUUUCUCCUAUCAGCAGGUGUGUGUGUGUGUGUGUGUGUGUGUGUGUGUGUGUGUGUGUGUGUGUGUGUGUGUGUGUGUGAUGUAUCCUCCACUGUGAAUCGUGGGAAGUAAUGAGGAGGAUCCGCUCCUAUCAGAAGGAGCUCGUUUAAUAUCACCAAUGUUGGCUUGACCCUCACAUAUUUUCUGUUGUUCAUAAUUAUGCUUUAUGAGAGUGCUUACGUUGCUGCACAUAUUUUUCCCCCACCCUUUAAAAACAUUGUGUAACCAGGGACAACCCUAAAUAAAAGAGACGGGACAGAAACCACCUUCAGAGUGGUUUUGAGAUUGUACCUGAUACUAUCUCUGUCCAUUCUCCUCGAGUAUAUACCAUUGUCUUUCUCUUCUUUAUAUGUUAUCAGGUAUUUGGGCAGGUUUUGGACCCAACAGGCUGAUAUAAUUACAAACUUUACCCUGUGAUAAACUGUUUUUGUGUGCUGGCCUGUGUGUUCAGUAUAAAUUAAUAUUAACUCACUACAGGCAGAUAAGGACAAUCUACCAGAGGGGACAUUGGAAAAAUGUUGAUUUUGUUGUUGUUGUAAUUUUAUGCUUGAAAAGUUAAUUUUUAGUUUCCGCUUUUUCAGACAUUUCUGACAACGUGGGACCAGAUCUGGAGUCUAGCUAUCAAAACCUCACAGAGAGAGAGCAGAAUAACUUUGGUAAGUAUGAGGAUGAAGCUCCUCUUUGCCCUGAGAAAUGAAAAACAAUACAAACGAAAGAAAAUAGACAUUAUAAAGACCAAAGGCUGAUAUAAUUACAAACUUUACCCUGUGAUAAACUGUUUUUGUGCACUGACUGGCCUGGCUAUAAGAACUAUAAGAAUCUCUUUUAUUAGUUAUUGAUAGACUAUAAGCAAACUGUGUGAGCACUACGUCUAGGACUGUUAAUGGAUAUCAUAGUUUUUUUUCUGAAUUAUCAUCAUUGUUAUUUGAUGGUAAACUCUAAUGGUCUUUUUGCUCUUCUCCACCUCAGACAAAUAUUUUCAAGAAGGAUGGGUGCAUUUCUAUUCCAGUCUUUAUUACAUUUCUCCUAUAAAGACAUCCUGGCAGAAAAGUAGGAACGACUGUCUUAGUCGUGGUGCAGACCUGGCAAUCAUAAACAGCAGAGAAGAGCAGGUGUGUGUGUUUGCCACUGUGUGAAUAAGCAGGAAUUUGAGUUUCAGAGAGACAAUAAAAACAGAAAAGUUCAUCAUUCAAUGAUUUUAAUGUUCGCUAAAGGUGCUUGAUUGUUAACAAAUGGUUUUUUUUAGAACUUUCUGGGAAAAAUCAACAGAAUGAUGUGGAUCGGACUGACUAGAGAAAGGAAACAAGACACGUGGGUGUGGGUGGAUGGAAGUCCUCUUAACCAAAGGUUUGAAUGUUUUUCUAUUGCUUUCAUAAGAUUAAUUUUAAAUCUGGAGCACUGACAACUUCAUAACUAAAUAUUCGGCACUUUGUAUCCUACAAGCAAGCUGCUCAUCAACCAUCUCAGGUUUUUCUUUUAUAUAUACAAGUUUCUAAUUUAAUUGUUUUAUUUUUCAGUUAUUGGGAUGUCGGGGAACCCAACAACUAUCAAGGCAAAGUGGAGGAUUGUGUAGAAGUAAACCACGAAGACGCUGAAAACAGCUGGAACGACAGACAAUGUAAGGAUCUGAACUUAUGGAUCUGUGAGAAGACUGUUGCUUUUUAACUCCACAUUUUGAACCCCUGCAUGGGAGCCACAGAGCACCAAUCCUCUGGUUCAAACACAUAUAGGCUACACACAUUGUCUAUAAUGUAGAGAUUUCUUCAGAUUUUAUGUAGUUUCUGAAGUCCACUCGUGUUCAGCCUUGAACAAAUGUGGUCUUUGCACCACAUGCCAAGAUAUCCCAGCAGGUACUUUUUAAGGCAUGGCACAACUUUUUCCAGUCUUCUUAUGCUGUAGUUCACGUGUAUAGUGCAUGGUUUAAUGUAUAGAACAUUUUUAUUGCAGUUUAUUGAUUUUAUUCAGCAGCUUUAAUAAUUUACCAUGAAUAUUUAGAUUUUUUUUGUAUAAAAUUCGAAGUCAGGGCGGUCAAUACCCCACUGUGCUUGUGGGUUUACCUGACACUCCUGUGUUCACAACACAAUGCUUUUAUAUAUGGACAAUUCCCUUGAGUUUAGUGUACAGAGAUGCCUACUUUUAGUCUAGGGUUCAAAAGAGGCUCAAAAGUCCCUUACAGACAACAGUGGGACGGCCCCAGGUCCCCAUAGACUCAGCGAGAAAUCUCUAUUGUAGAUUUUUGAUACCCUUGGUUCAGGCUACAAACUUGUUCAUUGUUCAUAUGUUUACCCUCCAACAGAAGAAAAGAGACAAGUGAAAAGUGCUUCAUUUUACUACUGUAACUUCACUUGAGAAUUUAUGUCUAUGUCUCGGAGAAGUAUGCAGAUAUUCUAUACAGUUGAUUUGUUCAAUAUUUGUAAAAUGUUUAUGGAAUAUUGAUAUGUGAAAUCAAUAAAAAAGAAUUAAAAAGAAA
Xyrichtys novacula (pearly razorfish) is the source of this 5722-nucleotide messenger RNA. The record is from the annotation of a GenBank genome assembly. Lineage: Eukaryota; Metazoa; Chordata; Actinopteri; Labriformes; Labridae.